Scleropages formosus (Asian bonytongue) is the source of this 2844-nucleotide messenger RNA. RefSeq names its product centromere-associated protein E-like. The transcript is spliced from 22 exons. Gene Ontology annotation, molecular function: protein binding. The record is from RefSeq and is a predicted model, not a curated record. Lineage: Eukaryota; Metazoa; Chordata; Actinopteri; Osteoglossiformes; Osteoglossidae. Bases 26 to 2575 code for a protein of 849 amino acids.
UCAGAGUAGAAACUUCUUGACAGAGAUGGAAAAUAUCCAAGCGAAUGUGGAACUGAAGUCAAUAACAGAAAGUUCAGGAAAGUACACUAUUGUGUCUGGGACAGAAAAGGAAAGGAGUCCAGCUGGAGGGCUCUGCACUCAGCCUGUGGGAGUGAUUCAGAGUCGUGCUGGGAGAGCCUUUCAUUCCAGAAGAUCAUCAGUGAUUUUCCUCUGUCUCUGGAUUGUCACCCUGCUGAUUCUCAUCGCUGGACUGGGCUUCUACUUUUGGCAGAGAUCAAUACAUGUGAAAACAUUAAAAGAGCUUCAAGAAUCACACAACAAACUGGAACAAAAGAGGCAGCAGUUGGAGAGCGGUACUGAGCAGGAACGACAGAGAUUCCUGGAAGACAGAAACAAGCAGCUGGAAAUGAAGCAGAAGGAACUGGAUGAGAAAAAUAAUGAAGUCUCUAAACUUAUCCAGCAGAGAACAGACCUGCAGAGUGAGUUGAAGGGUGUUCAGAGUCAGACCUCAACCCAAAUCUCUGGGUUGAAGAAGCAACUGGAGGACAAGAACAAGGAACUGCAGAACAAAAUCGAACUUCUACAGGAUCAGGACACUCGGCUGAGAAAAACGACCCAGCAACUAGAGGACAAAGAGAGACAACUUCUGGAUAAGAUCAAACAGCUGGAAGGCAAGAACACUGAGAACUCCAAACUGGUCCAACAGAGAACUGACCUGCAGAAUGAGCUGAAGGCGCUUGAGAGCAGGAGCUCAACGCAGAUCUCUGGGUUGCAGAAACAACUGGAGGACAACAACAAGGAACUGCAGAACAAAAUCAAACUUCUACAGGAUCAGGACACUCGGCUGAGAAAAACGACACAGCAACUAGAGGACAAAGAGAGACAACUUCUGGAUAAGAUCAAACAACUGGAAGGCAAGAACACUGAGAACUCCAAACUGGUCCAACAGAGAACUGACCUGCAGAAUGAGCUGAAGGCGCUUGAGAGCAGGAGCUCAACGCAGAUCUCUGGGUUGCAGAAACAACUGGAGGACAAUAACAAGGAACUGCAGAACAAAAUCAAACUUCUACAGGAUCAGGACACUCGGCUGAGAAAAACGACCCAGCAACUAGAGGACAAAGAGAGACAACUUCUGGAUAAGAUCAAACAACUGGAAGGCAAGAACACUGAGAACUCCAAACUGGUCCAACAGAGAACUGACCUGCAGAAUGAGCUGAAGGCGCUUGAGAGCAGGAGCUCAACGCAGAUCUCUGGGUUGCAGAAACAACUGGAGGACAACAACAAGGAACUGCAGAACAAAAUCAAACUUCUACAGGAUCAGGACACUCGGCUGAGAAAAACGACCCAGCAACUAGAGGACAAAGAGAGACAACUUCUGGAUAAGAUCAAACAGCUGGAAGGCAAGAACACUGAGAACUCCAAACUGGUCCAACAGAGAACUGACCUGCAGAAUGAGCUGAAGGCGCUUGAGAGCAGGAGCUCAACGCAGAUCUCUGGGUUGCAGAAACAACUGGAGGACAACAACAAGGAACUGCAGAACAAAAUCAAACUUCUACAGGAUCAGGACACUCGGCUGAGAAAAACGACCCAGCAACUAGAGGACAAAGAGAGACAACUUCUGGAUAAGAUCAAACAGCUGGAAGGCAAGAACACUGAGAACUCCAAACUGGUCCAACAGAGAACUGACCUGCAGAAUGAGCUGAAGGCGCUUGAGAGCAGGAGCUCAACGCAGAUCUCUGGGUUGCAGAAGCAACUGGAGGAUAAGAACAAGGAACUGCAGGACAAAAUCAAACUCCUACAGGAUCAGGGCACUCAGCAGAGAAAAAUGACCCAACAACUACAAGACAAAGAGAGUCAACUUCUGGAAAAGGUCAAACAGCUGGAAGGGAAGAACACUGAGAAUUCCAAACUGGCUGAAGAAAAUGCUCACCUGCAGAAAUCUCUGAAGGAGGUGCUGACUUCUGGCAAAAGAGUUCUGUUAGAGACUUCAAGAAAAGAAGGUGUUAUUUUACCAUUAGUGUGGAAGUGGAUUCGUGAAGCAGCAGUUGAUGUGACUCUGGACCUCAACACAGCACAUGGAAACUUGAUUGUUUCUCAAGACAGAAAAGAAGUAAGAUACACAGAAACCCCACAGAAUCGUCCCAAGAAACCAGAGAGUUUUGACAAUUGGUACAGUGUCCUGGGAAAAGAGAGCUUCUCUUCAGGAAGAUUCUACUAUGAGGUCCAAGUUUCACAAAAAGCAUGCUAUGUAGUCGGUGUUGUCAAACAGUCCAUAAACAGAAAGGAGAGCAUAACACCAAACACUGCAAAAGGUUUCUGGACUGUGACGUUCAAGGACAAAACUUACACUGCUGCGGGGGACCCCCCCAUCUCUAUCAAUGUUAGAGAGAACCCCCAGAAGGUGGGGGUGUAUGUGGACUAUGAGGAGGGUCAGGUUUCCUUCUACAAUGUGGAGACCAGGUCUCACAUCUACACGUUUACAGGUUACAGUUUCACUGAGAAAAUGUAUCCAGCCUUAAACCCUUGUAGUGGUACACCUUCAGUACCUCUCAUCAUAACUCCUGUUUCUGUCUGACAAAAACUGAACUAAACUGUUGGAAUGUCAAGUUGUAAUGAACUUAACUGCAGCUGAUGUCAGAGUUCAUUUAAAAUGAAUGAUUCCAAAGUGAAAGUAAAAGUAAAAUUAUAAAAUUCUACUUAACCCUGCAUUUUUUUAAAUUUCUCAAAUGGUCUAAUCACUUGUAAGUGUUGGACAAGAGUCAGACACGGACGCGUGUUGCUGUAGCAUCCGAACACGGACGAAAAGUAUGACCCCAUGUGCAGAGUGUAUUUGUAAGUACACAG